GUUGUACCAAGAUUUGGGGUGCAGGUUCUAUUUUUCUUAUUUGUGUUACGAGGUGUUGGCCUUGGCAAACUUGCCAUUUUAAUAUUUCUGUUUUUUCUCGUGCACAUUUAUAUAGUGUGUUUUUAAAUGAUUAAAGACAGAGCGUCAGGAAACAUGAGUGGACAUAUUAGAUUACAUGGGCUGCUGCAGCACAGGUGAGCAGUUAGCAGCUGAUCAGCAGUCAUGAUGGCUUAUUGGUGUGAUGUGGUUCUGCGCUUCUGUAGAGUCAGAGCCUUUUUGAUCCUGGUGCUCAGUUAUGUCCUCUUUCUCAUUUUUGGUGCUGUCGUCUUCACGGUCCUUGAACAACCGGAUGGGAUGAGCCUCCUUGCUGAGGUGCAGGACCUCAGAGAGGAGUUUCUGGAUAGCAAUCGCUGUGUGCAGGAGGGAAGCCUGCGGCGGUUGCUGGCGAAGGCGCUUUUUGCGGACAAGCGUGGUGUAGCGGUCCUUGGUGCGGACAGCGAAGAGCUCAGCUAUGACUUUACCUCGUCCUUGUUUUUUGUCACUGCUUUCCUAACCACCACAGGUUAUGGUAGCACCAUGCCCAUGUCGGACGAGGGCAAGCUCUUCUGUGUCUUGUAUUGCCUGCUGGGGAUUCCUCUCACCCUGCUGCUGAUGUCCUCCCUCACCCGCUGCCUGCUCCAGUUCACAACCCAUCGACCCGUACGCCACAUUCAAACCCACUGGGGGCUGUCCCACAGUAGAGCGGCGUUGGCCCACGCUGCCGUCCUGGUCACUGGCACUGCAGUGUUAUUUUUCCUGUUGCCGGCUGCUGGCCUUUGCCUCCUGGAGCAGAACUGGACAUUCCUGGACUCCCUCUAUGUCUGUUUCAUUUCCAUCAGCACCAUAGGCCUGGGAGACUAUGUGCCGGGAAGGACCAGUAACCAGGCUGCGCCACAAGGCCUGGAGUUCGCCUUCUCCUGCUACAUUCUACUUGGUUUGGUGGUCCUACUACUGGUGUUGGAGACCAUCUGGGAGCUCCCACAGAUCAGAGGCCUGAUCCGCCUUGUUUCGGGCCUCCGUGAGGGGCAGCUCAUGGGCCUCGCCAUGGAUGAGCUGGACCUUGGUGAAGACCACCGGCCACAGUCAAGUGCAGAAGAGCUCCAGUACUCCCUGCCAAUCUCCACCAUCUCCUCCAUCUCUCACCUCUCCCUCUGUAUCUCUGAGGAACACGGUGCCACGAACACCAAGUCCCUGUCCUCAUGUCCUUAAUCAGUUGUGCUUUAACCAGUCCUCAACUUAACCACUUUGAGGUCCAGAGCAGUGGGUAUAGGAAUGGCACCUGUGGACUCUUAGCUAAGACCACAUGGAUGUAUUGUCUCUUUUCACUGUUUCACCUCUAGUUUCUCAGAUUAAACACUUUGUAAUCCCUUCCAACUUGAAUGAACACCCUCAGGCAGAUGACUUUUACACAUACAAUAAUAUGGGUAGAUUCAGAUGGUCCACUAAAGUCUCAUUUAGCCAUAGCGGAAAAAAUACCCAAGUGUAAGAAGCAAGAUGAAGGCUUUAAUUAAUGCCCUAUCCAGACAGCAGUCUUUGGUGCUCUAAAAUUAAACAUGAAUGUCAAUGUUCUACAUCCCUCAGAUAUUAUUUUUUGAGUUCAUACACAUUUUUUACAAAAUCAAAGCCACUGGCGCAGUAUGACAGCAGAGCCUCUGGGUGGCACUGUGGAGUCACAGGCAGAGCUGGUGCCUCACAGCUGGCUGUAGGUUCGAAUCCAACUCGGGCCGUGUGGAAUUUGUAUGUUUUUCCCAUUUGCCUGGGUUUCCUUUAGGUGUUUUAGGUGGAUUGACCACUCUGAAUUGCCUGUUGUGUGCGAUGUUGUAUUGUACAAACAGCUGAAUGACUAUAGAGGUAUAGACGGCUCACCUCAAAGAAUAAACAUGAAUGUUAUGAAGUCCCUUGAAAAGUACGUGUGAGGUCCUCUGCGGUCGUCUUGCUUCUGCGCUUUCGGUCAGGGUGAAAUGUUCCACCGCAAGAGCCCAGUCAGAAGUUACAUGACCAGCUUGAUAGUUUACAUUAGUCUUCUUGCUGUCUACUCAGAAAGGUUUUUAUGCUUUUAAUAUUUUUAAUUAACAUAUCCAGUGUGACAUUGGAUAAUUACAGUA
Molecule: messenger RNA, 2144 nt
Organism: Scleropages formosus (Asian bonytongue)
Lineage: Eukaryota; Metazoa; Chordata; Actinopteri; Osteoglossiformes; Osteoglossidae
Gene: kcnk7
Product: potassium channel, subfamily K, member 7
Exons: 3
Coding region: 223-1248 (341 amino acids)
Biological process (GO): stabilization of membrane potential; potassium ion transmembrane transport
Cellular component (GO): plasma membrane
Molecular function (GO): potassium ion leak channel activity; outward rectifier potassium channel activity
Source: RefSeq, a predicted model, not a curated record